Molecule: messenger RNA, 810 nt
Organism: Suillus fuscotomentosus
Lineage: Eukaryota; Fungi; Basidiomycota; Agaricomycetes; Boletales; Suillaceae
Product: KptA family-domain-containing protein
Exons: 5
Coding region: 1-810 (269 amino acids)
Biological process (GO): tRNA splicing, via endonucleolytic cleavage and ligation
Molecular function (GO): tRNA 2'-phosphotransferase activity
Source: RefSeq, a predicted model, not a curated record
AUGGAUAUCACACAAGAGCUGAAACAGGCGGACAAGAGUAGAAAGAAGGGUCCAUCCCCAAAGCUUAGGGGACACCCUCGCGAUGAUCCACGGGUACGUGUAUCCAAGAGCCUGAGCUGGCUACUACGACAUGGGGCAAAAAAUGCAGGAUUAGACAUGAGAGAUGACGGGUAUGCCAAAGUCUCGGAUGUGCUCUCGAAUCCUAUGUUCAGAGACAUCAACUUCUCUCAGCUGCAAGAGAUCGUUGACAAAGACCAAAAGCAACGAUUUCACCUUCUAGCAGAGCCUCGGUCAUCUGACUCUCCGUCUGACAUAUGGUGGAUUAGAGCAAAUCAGGGGCAUUCCUUGCAGACUGUCACGCUAGACAUGCAGCCUAUUACGUCUGCAUUAGAUGUGCCAAUGGCUGUUCAUGGCACGACACUUAGUGCCUGGGAGCUCAUAGCUACGCAAGGCCUAUCCAAAAUGAAGCGAAAUCACAUUCAUCUUGCCCAAGGCAUUCCGGGAGAUAAUGUCAUGAGCGGGAUGCGCAACUCCUCGCAAAUUUUGAUUUUCGUUGAUCUGCAGAAAGCCCUUGAUGCGGGUGUUCUGUUCUACUUGUCCGCCAAUGGCGUCGUCCUGACAGAGGGAAACGAAGGGUUCCUGUCACCAACGUAUUUCCAGCGGGUGGAGUUUGCCAAGGGGCGCUUGCCGGUACCAGGAUGGGAAGGUGCAGGACCAGUUGUACCGCGGGCACCACUAACUCAGUCCUCACUACCCGUCCAAGAUCUCCAAGUUACACAGUCAGAUCCAAGUACAAGCGAAUCUAUAUAG